Trichoderma reesei QM6a is the source of this 888-nucleotide messenger RNA. RefSeq lists its product as uncharacterized. NCBI's taxonomy places the organism in Eukaryota, Fungi, Ascomycota, Sordariomycetes, Hypocreales, Hypocreaceae. Gene Ontology annotation, molecular function: oxidoreductase activity. The transcript has 4 exons. The coding region runs from base 1 to 888 and encodes 295 amino acids. The record is from RefSeq and is a predicted model, not a curated record.
AUGACGAACUCGGAUGUGAACGAGGCAGUCGUUGCCGCUAAUCUCUUCAAUGUGGAUGGGCUGGUGGCUUUCAUCACAGGCGGUGGCACAGGUAUUGGCCUCAUGAUGGCCAGAGCCCUGGCCAAGAAUGGUGCUCACAAAGUCUACAUCGGCGGCCGACGCCUCGAGGUGCUCGAAGAAGCUGCAGCCUCUCUCGGUCCCAACGUCGUGCCAAUCAAGUGUGACGUGACAUCCAAGGACAGCCUGCAGGAGGCCGUCGACUUCAUCAAGCAAGACACGGGCUACCUCAACGCCCUGGUGUGCAACUCUGGCAUCGGCGGCCCCCAGUCGGUUCAGCUCCAGGACGACACAAGUCUCGAGGAGUGGGCAGACUCCAACUGGUCCAUCAGCUUCGAAGAGCACACAAACGCCUUCGCCGUCAACACGAGCGCAGUCUGGUUCACUGCCAUUGCCUUCUUGAAGCUCCUCGACGCUGGAAACAAAAAGGGCAACCUGGAGCAGAGCUCUCAGAUCAUCGUCACCAGCUCCAUCGCCGGCUUCAACAAGGCCGCUCCUGGAGGCUGGGCAUACGGCCAGUCCAAGGCUGCUGCGACGCAUGUCGCCAAGCACCUCUCCGCUGCCCUGCCGCGGUGGAAUAUCCGGGCCAACUGCAUUGCCCCAGGAUUGUUCCCUAGCGAAAUGGCCGCGCCGAUUGUCAAUCGCUUCAACGAGAGCUCGGAUACUCCUGGCAGAGUGCCGGCGCAGUUCAUUCCCUUGCAGAGAAUGGGCAACGACCAGGACAUGGCGGGCACGAUUCUGUACCUAAUCUCCAAGGCAGGGGCUUACUGCAACGGGCUGGUCAUUGUCAUUGACGGAGGCCGCCUUUUGAGGUUUCCUUCAUUGUAUUAG